UUCAAUUAUGCAUCCAAAAACUUUCUCCAUUGACUAACAUUUUUAUUUUACUUAAAAUGUAUUGGUUUAUGUAAUUCAGAUUUUUCUUUCAUCUGAGUCGGAAAUUUAGUUCUAGCGCUUGUGGCCUCGACAUGGAGAUUUUCAGAUCGAUUUAUGGUACUUGUGACGUUAAUUUACUCGCGUUUUUACUCAGUAUAUUUGUGAAACAACCCGGUGCGCGGAGAUAACGGGAAAAUCAAAUAGAUGGUGAGGUGUUUUUCCUCUGGUUUUGGGGAGCUAGCUUUUGGUGGAGUCGAGGGGCAUGUGAAUUUCUGCGAUUUUACCGGCAUAUUGAGUAGUCAAAAAUCGAUCUGGUAUCCAUGGUGAUUGGUGAAGCGCAAGACGCCCUCUCCCACCCUAGCAUGACCCACCCGACGCCCUUCUCGCUGGCUCUUGCAUUAUGUCUGUCUACUUGGGGUAUUGUGAUUCUGUGAUGAUCAUGACUGUGAACUAGUCAUUUUGCAUCAAUGCUGAGUUAGUCGAGCUGGGCUCGAGGUGGGGAAAUCCUCCUGCCCUGUUUCAAAAUUAAUCUUCCAUUUUUUGGAAUAUAAUGGUGCGAGAAAAAUUCCAUCGCCCGUGGGCAAAGGGUGAUUUUACGCACACUGCGAAAUUCCAAAAUAUUUCGGUUGAUCUUUAAUGAAUUUUAAUGAUGGAUUGCUAUGAAUUGACUUCCCGAAUUCCUACCCCAUUGAAAAAUACAAUGAAGUGCGCAAUUAUUGCAUUGAAUCGGUUGAACAAUGAUUGAAUUUUUGGUAGAAUUUCCAUAGGAAGCCAAUGGAUCUCUUGGAUUGUUUUGUUAGACAAUUUUCUGUUGAAUUUCGAAAUAUUUCCGACGGUGUGGGGGGUAGGUUUUUGGGAUAUUUCAUCUUUAGAGAGAACGCAUUUAAUUUAUAUGAUAUUUAUGCCCCGGUUGAUUAAUAGAUUUUAGUUGAAUUUGAUGCUUUCAAUGAAAUUAAUAUUUAAUGAGACGUUGGAGUCUCUGAGGGAAUCUCUAAUGUCAUUUUCAAGCGUGUCCCUCUGAUAGGUAUCUAAUUAAAAGAAUGUGGGCAUUUUAUCAUCAACGAUAUCCGAUAAAAAGGCAUUCUUCGAGAAAUUUCAUGAAAAUUUAAUGGGUAUCCGGAAUUUUAUAAGAAGCUUAUUGUCACCUCUAUUUAUUUGUCUCUACUUUAGAAUAUCUUCUAUCAUCUAUAUCUAUAAAUAGAAUAUCAUCCAUUUGACUCUACUUCAGAACUUGAAAAAUUUCAAUUUUAAGGAAAUUUACUGCCAAUGCACUUACAUUUUUUUUCCAUGGCAUAUGUUGUGGUAAAAUUACUAGAUCGAUAUUUAAAAAAUUUUAUAGCAAAGUCAGGGAAAAUCAAUUGAAUUCUGGUAGAAUCACAAACAAAUUUUAUCAGGAUUUCUUUCUCACUUCUUUGACUGACGAAUGAAAAUUUGAAAAUCCACUAAUAUUCGAAGUUUUCUCUCAUUGUCGAUCUAAUUCUCCAAAAACUAAUUUUAUCCCAGGGCCUCCCGUCCCGGAUAUCCUCAAUGCAUGACCCACUGAGUCGUCACGCGACUCGCAAGAUUCUGACCCUCAAAAUUAGUCGAUAUUAUUCUUCAACACUAAUCACUUUACACACGAAUCACCUCCACAACUGUACCUCAUCACACUUUAAUUUUCAGUACUUUUGUUUUUCAGCAUGAUAUUCUAUCGCAUUAUAUUUUGAAAUAUUGAACCGCCGGUUUACGCAUGCACAUUCCUAUGCCCAAUCAAGCAUGAUUUAUCAAGCACUAGUCAUUUAUAUCACCUCAAUGGUCAAAAAGCAACCUAAAGGAGUGUGCAUGCUGAGGGUGAAGAAUCACCGAAAGUGCCGCCGGCAAAACUGGAUAACUAGUUCAUUACCUAUGCUUUGCAAACCGAUCUCCAUUCACACCGUGACCUUGAACAAUAUCCAAGGGUUAAAAGGUUGGCCGCGUCGUUGGAUUCACACAAGCAGCACAAGUUACAUUUAGAUCAGCAAUGUCGGACAAAAAUGAUAACAUACUCCUGUCGGAUGUCAAUCGAGCGGAGGUGAGUCGCAACGAAAUGUCCCAGCGAAACAACAACAACAAUCCGAGCCUGACCAACGACAACAACAACAGAUCCAACAACAACGAAAAACCAAAAGCCCGCAAGGAGGGCCUGUACGCGAAGAAGGACAGCCCCAGGAAGGGGCCAACGUCGCCCGAUCGCAAGGACGAUGGCUCCAGCAAGAGUUCAGGAAUCGGUCGUGACUCCACUCUGGCCCUGAGCAUAGACCCCACCAGCAUGGAGUCCCUCCCCCCGGACAAGAACGAGAGUGAGUACGAGUCGUGGCUGACCCUGGCCAGUCCCCCAGUGGAGCGACCCCAGCACAUCCUCAAUGGACGACACGAGAGGGACUCGAUAGACUCGAGUACAAUGGACGUGAUGUUCCAGCAGGAGCUGAACGACACCAGCAGAAAGGAGGAGAAGUCCAAAAUACCGGACGGUGGCUGGGGUUGGAUGGUGGUACUGGCGUCAUUGAUCAUCUCCAUGAUAGCUGACGGUGUGUCCUUCAGCUUUGGUCUUCUGUACAUUGAGUUUCUGAAUGCGUUUGGCGAGUCCAAAGCCAAAACCGCGUGGAUAGGAUCGCUCUUCAUGGCUGUUCCACUGCUGUCAGGGCCAGUUAUGUCCGCUCUUGUUGACAGAUAUGGCUGCAGGAGGAUGACAAUUCUCGGUGGUCUAAUUUCAGGAGUUGGUUUUGUACUCAGCUGGCAGGCCAAUUCCAUUGAGGUAAUGUAUCUGACUUUUGGGCUGCUUGCUGGAUUGGGUUUGGGUCUGUGCUAUGUAACUGCGGUGGUCAGUAUUGCGUACUGGUUUGAUAAGAAACGUACACUGGCUGUUGGGCUUGGUGCCUGUGGUUCGGGCAUUGGUACAUUUGUUUAUGCACCAAUGACGACAUUUUUCAUCGAUGAGUACGGGUGGAGGGGUACUUGUUUGUUGCUAGCUGGUACUUUCUUCAAUCUCAUUGUUUGUGGAACUGUCAUGAGAGAUCCAGAGUGGUGGCUCAUUGAGCAGAGUAAGGAGAAGGGAAUGGGCACACCGAGGAAGAGUCUGGCUAGGUCGGAGGGGGGACGGUCCUACUCGGCUAUCAGUACGGAGGAGUUUCCCGGAGUUGAGGAGCUCAGGAGACUGCUCAAGAGCGGAAAGGCACCGGAGUAUCUGCUGCAGAGCUUGAGGACCAGCACCGAAGUGCCGGCUAGCAAUCAGACGCAGGGGACCAACUUCAGGAGUGUUGUCAAUCUUCCCACUUUUGUUAAACAGAGUGAAAAGGUACCUCUGGAGGUACUGGAGUCCCUCUCGGGUAACUCAAGAUUGUACAAUGUCAUUCUCGAGAACUACCCGAGUCUUCUGCUGUGCAGAAGCCUGUCGGACAAAAAACUCGAUGAUCAGGCGACAGACGCCAACAAGACCGGCGUUACCAUGUCCAUGAGGUUACACAAUUGGAUUAAACAAGCCACUGACAAGUCGUCACCGCAGCCAGUUGUAACGAAAGACUCUCGUCCUGGCUCCACUCAUGCCUCGACGAAGGUCUUGGCGCAGAGGAGAAUGUCCAAGAAGGAUUUGGAAGUGGCUAACCCACUCUUGGCGAAGGAAUUGGCACAAGCUAUAGCAGAGGCAGAGAAACCGAAGAGCAGCUCGAAGCAUCAUCUCCCCGGUUUCGGUGGUGGCGUCGUGAGGACGGACUCACUUCCCUGGCUGAGACGACAAUUCAACACCAAUACUCAUUACUUCAAGGACAUAAGAGUUCACAGAAAUUCGUUGAUGUAUCGUGGUGCUGUGAUGAAUCUACAUAAGUAUAGAUUGAGAGCCAGUAGUUGUCCGAAUAUCUACAGAAACAGCAUGACGACUUUAGCGAAGGAAAAUGAAGAAAAGUGGUACAGCGAGCUGGUGGAACUCCUGAAAGGCAUGAUGGACUUUUCAAUGUUUUUGGAGCUGCACUUUCUACUCCUUUCCUUGUCAACGAUUCUUCUAUUCACGUGGUUCAUCGUGCCUUAUUUUUAUCUUGCUGAGCAUCUCACGAGAAAUGGGUAUUCAGAAGCGGAUGGUGCUCGAUUACUUAGUAUUAUCGGAAUUACGAAUACCGUAGGAAUGAUCGGUCUCGGCUGGGCGGGUGACCAGUCCUGGAUGAACGUCAGUAAAACCUACACAUUUUGCCUGAUAGCCUGUGGAAUUGCGACAAUCUUGAUGUCAGUAUUUACUCACCACUACACUCUGCUGAUGAUAACAACCGCCUUCUUCGGUCUCUUCUUCGCCAGUAACUUCAGCUUUACCCCGGUGAUUCUGGUAGAGCUGAUUCCCCUCGAGAGAUUUACCACUGCCUACGGCCUGAGCCUCCUCUGUCAAGGAAUCGGUAAUCUCAUCGGUCCACCCCUGGCAGGUCUCAUGUUCGAUAUCACACAGUCCUGGGAGCUGUCGUUUCUCCUGGCCGGUGGCUGGAUCAUCGUGUCUGGGCUCCUCAUGGGAAUGAUACCGUGCACGAAGAAUAGAAAAUUAUGGGGCAGUGGACCCAUGGAGAUGGAUAGGAUUGGGGAGAGGGAGUGCGAUGCUUAGGUUCCCAAUUCAAUGGGGAGUUCGCGGGAAGAUAUCCUCGCUGCAAUGUAAUUGUUGACUUGUUUUUAACGGAAGAAUUUUGACAGUUUUAGUAAAUCGUCAGGAAAUGAUUGAUUCCUGGACUUUAAUUUUGCAGGAGUAAAUAAUUAAUCUGCAACGAAAUUCUUUUAACGACGAACCACUUCACGAAAAGGGAAAGAGAGAAAUUUAUUAUGUGCAAGAUAUGUUGUUUUUAAUUAUACAGUCCUCUGACAUAUGUUCAGAAAAAUAUCAAUCAAAUGUCUAGUGAUAAAUCACCGUUGUUUUUUGAUUAUUUUUAAAAGUAUUCCUUGUUGAUUGAUGAAGUCGAUUUAGUCCUCUUCGUCUGGUGAUACCAAAGUAAUGUAAAAAUGUUUCGUUUCCUCGAUGAAACGAAUAUCGAAUGAAUCGAGGGAGGAAAUUAUUGUUAAGUUACUGCCAUUCGAAUGCCUUCAGUAUAUUAUGUUUUAUUGAAACGUUAUAAAUAGAACUUUUCUUGGGAAAGUUGUAAACUAUCGGAUCUGUAUAGAAAAUGAAUAUUCAUUAGGUAGACGUUAACAGUAAGGGUCGAUUAUCAAUGGAUUUGUAUUACUCUUAACAGUCGGCAAUAAAGAACAACCCUGAUAUUGUGAGUAA
Molecule: messenger RNA, 5287 nt
Organism: Diachasmimorpha longicaudata
Lineage: Eukaryota; Metazoa; Arthropoda; Insecta; Hymenoptera; Braconidae
Product: monocarboxylate transporter 14-like
Exons: 7
Coding region: 2039-4633 (864 amino acids)
Biological process (GO): transmembrane transport
Cellular component (GO): membrane
Molecular function (GO): monocarboxylic acid transmembrane transporter activity
Source: RefSeq, a predicted model, not a curated record